AUGUUACCGAAGCAAUCAGAUAAUGGAAUGGAAGGCGACGACGAGAGAGAAGAAGAAUCAGAAGAAGAAAAUUCGGAGGCUGAGGAAGAAGAGGAAGAUGAACCGAGGCUUAAAUACCAGAGAAUGGGUGGCAGUGUUCCCACGCUACUCCAAAGCGAUGCAGCUUCAUGUAUUGCCGUUGCUGAACGCAUGAUCGCGCUCGGUACCCAUAGCGGCUUGGUUCACAUUCUCGAUUUCAUUGGCAAUCAAGUUAAAGAAUUUUCUGCUCAUUCUGCUGCAGUCAAUGAUAUCUGCUUUGAUGUAGAAGGUGAAUACAUUGGAAGCUGUUCUGAUGAUGGUUCUGUUGUAAUAAAUAGUCUUUUCACCGAGGAUAAAAUGCAAUUUGAGUAUCACCGUCCUAUGAAGGCCAUUGCAUUAGACCCAGAUUAUGCAAGGAAAUCAUCCAGAAGAUUUGUGACUGGAGGUCUAGCUGGUCAUGUAUAUUUUAAUGUCAAGAAGUGGAUAGGCUAUCGAGAUCAGGUUCUGCACUCUGGUGAAGGUCCAAUUCACGUAGUGAAGUGGAGAAGUAGUCUCGUUGCUUGGGCUAAUGAUGCAGGUGUUAAAGUUUAUGAUGCAGCUAACGAUCAACGUAUAACAUUCAUUGAAAGACCUCGAGGAAGCCCCCGCCCUGAGCUUUUGCUCCCUCAUUUAGUUUGGCAGGACGAUACUCUGUUGGUCAUUGGGUGGGGAACAUCUGUUAAAAUUGCAUCAAUUGGAACCAAUCAGAAUACAGGCGCCAGUGGGACAUUGCCAAUGUCUAGCAUGAACAAGGUGGAUAUUGUGGCAUCUUUUCAAACCACCUAUUUCAUUUCAGGAAUUGCUCCCUUUGGUGAUUCUUUGGUUGUUCUAGCCUACAUCCCUGGAGAAGAAGAUGGAGAAGACUUCUGUAGCACUGUUCCAUCACGGCAGGGGAAUGCACAGAGACCAGAAGUGCGAGUAGUCACUUGGAAUAAUGACGAGCUUGCGACAGAUGCACUACCUGUACAUGGCUUUGAGCAUUACAAGGCUAAAGAUUAUUCACUUGCCCAUGCUCCUUUCUCAGGUAGCAGCUAUGCAGGAGGUCAGUGGGCUGCUGGUGACGAGCCAUUUUAUUACGUUGUGUCGCCAAAGGAUGUAGUUAUUGCUAAACCUAGGGAUGCAGAAGAUCACAUAUCUUGGCUCCUUCAACAUGGGUGGCAUGAGAAAGCCUUAGAAGCAGUUGAAGCAGGGCAGGGACGCAGUGAGCUUGUUGACGAGGUGGGUUCGAGAUAUCUUGACCAUCUAAUCGUGGAACGGAAAUAUGCUGAAGCUGCCUCAUUAUGUCCCAAAUUGUUACGAGGAUCAGCUUCUGCAUGGGAAAGGUGGGUUUUCCAUUUUGCUCAUCUUCGUCAGCUUCCUGUAUUAGUUCCAUACAUGCCAACAGAAAAUCCAAAAUUACGUGACACUGCUUAUGAGGUUGCUCUUGUCGCUUUGGCAACAAACCCAUCCUUCCAUACGGAUCUUCUGUCAACUAUUAAAUCUUGGCCGCCUGUAAUUUAUUCUGUUUUGCCCAUUAUCUCCGCGAUAGAACCUCAGCAUAAUACAUCGUCUAUGACUGAUGCACUCAAAGAGGCUCUGGCUGAGCUAUAUUUGAUUGACGGACAAUAUGAGAAAGCUUUUGCCCUAUAUGCUGAUCUUAUGAAGCCGGAUGUAUUUGACUUCAUUGAAAAACACAAUUUACAUGAUGCAAUUCGUGAAAAGGUUGCACAACUUAUGAUGAUAGACUGCAAACGUGCAAUUCCACUGUUGAUCCUGCAUAGAGACCUAAUUAGUCCACAGGAUGUUGUGUCACAACUUAUGGCUGCAAAGAAUAAGUUUGACGUCCGACACUUUUUGCAUCUGUAUCUGCAUUCACUGUUUGAGUCAAAUCCACAUGCCGGAAAGGAUUUUCAUGACAUGCAGGUUGAGCUCUAUGCUGAUUACGAUAAAAAAACGCUGCUUCCAUUUCUUCGUAGUAGUCAGCAUUAUACACUGGAAAAGGCAUAUGACAUUUGUGUCAAAAGAGAUUUAUUGAGAGAGCAAGUCUUUAUCCUUGGAAGGAUGGGAAACUCAAAGCAAGCCCUAGCAGUAAUUAUUAAUAAAUUGGGGGAUAUUGAAGAGGCCAUUGAGUUUGUAAGUAUGCAGCAUGAUGAUGACCUCUGGGAAGAGUUGAUUAAACAAUGCCUGAAUAAACCUGAGAUGGUCGGGGUAUUGUUGGAGCAUACUGUUGGCAAUCUUGAUCCCCUAUAUAUUGUAAAUAUGGUGCCAAAUGGCUUGGAGAUUCCUCGAUUGAGGGAUCGUCUAGUCAAAAUCAUCACCGACUAUAGGACAGAAACUUCUCUUAGACACGGGUGCAAUGACAUACUCAAGGCCGAUUGUGUUAAUUUGUUAAUCAAGUACUACAAAGAAGCAAGACGAGCUAUUUACUUGAGCAAUGAAGAAGACGGAGCACGCAGUAAAAGGGACAAAAACAGGGCUUCUCAGUUUGCAGAUAGAUAUUUGAGCGUGAGGAGCAUGGAGGUGAAGUCGAAAACACGUGGUGGCACUAGAUGCUGCGUCUGUUUUGAUCCAUUUUCUAUACAAAACGUGUCGAUUAUUGCUUUCUUUUGCUGUCAUGCUUACCACACGACGUGUCUUAUGGAUUCCACCAUUUCCAUUAGUCAGCAGCAAAAGAAGCCACCAACUCCAACCAAGCCCCCAGAUGAAUUAUCAUAUUACGAAUAUGACAAUGGAGGCGCUGAGAAUGAUGAGGACGAGGAUGCUUCCUUGGGUUCUCCUCAAAUGCGUUGUAUCUUGUGUACUACCGCUGCAGGAUGA
Molecule: messenger RNA, 2853 nt
Organism: Fraxinus pennsylvanica
Lineage: Eukaryota; Viridiplantae; Streptophyta; Magnoliopsida; Lamiales; Oleaceae
Source: the annotation of a GenBank genome assembly